This is a messenger RNA of Rhodotorula toruloides NP11, 1560 nucleotides long. Its product is annotated as 3-hydroxyisobutyrate dehydrogenase. The transcript has 7 exons. Gene Ontology annotation, biological process: L-valine catabolic process. Gene Ontology annotation, molecular function: 3-hydroxyisobutyryl-CoA hydrolase activity. Gene Ontology annotation, cellular component: mitochondrion. The coding region runs from base 1 to 1560 and encodes 519 amino acids. NCBI's taxonomy places the organism in Eukaryota, Fungi, Basidiomycota, Microbotryomycetes, Sporidiobolales, Sporidiobolaceae. The record is from RefSeq and is a predicted model, not a curated record.
AUGUCCACCCCGGCAAAGCGCACUCGCAUGCUCGCAGCUCACCUCGAGCACAGGAACGCUCACUCGCACCACCCGCAACCCAUCGCACACAAUGACAAGCCCGUCGUCGUCGAGGCACACAAUGCGAUGAGGAAGCUCGUCCUCAACCGCCCAAAGGCACUCAACUCGCUCAACGAAGAGAUGAUCGACCUCAUCCAGUCAAACCUCACUAAACUCGAAAAGAGCGAGCUGGCCAACGUGAUCCUCAUCAAGAGCAACGGCAAGCACUUUUGCGCAGGCGGAGACGUCGUCACCCUCUCCAAGUACCUGGAGGACGAGAAGACAUGGGUCAAGGCGAGCAGUUUCUUCGAGAAGGAGUACGAGACCAACCACUUCCUCGCGACGACUCCCAAGCCUGUCGUCGCCAUCAUGAACGGCGUCACCUUCGGCGGAGGAGUCGGCAUCACCGGCCACGGCGCGUUCCGCAUCGCGACCGAGACGACGCAGAUCGCCAUGCCCGAGACCAAGAUCGGCCUGUUCCCUGACGUCGGCGCCAACUUUAUCCUCCCGCGCCUCGACGGCCAACUGGGUCUCUACCUCGGCCUGACCUCGUUCCCCCUCAAAGGCGCCGCAACCUACCUCGCCGGUCUCGCGACGCACUACGUCCCUUCGGACCGGCUGGCAGACCUCGAACACCGACUGUCGGAACUGGACGUCACGGCGACGCACGAGACGGUCAAUGCGUGCAUCGAGGAAUUCGUUGCCGACUCGGACGAGUUGAGGACCGCGCUCGAGGCGUACCCGCUUGUUGGACCUGUCCGACGCGCGAUCGACGAGAUCUUUUCGCGCAAAAGCCCGGAGGAGAUGGUUAGUGAGUUGGCCAAGUUGUACGAGAAGGAGAGGCCGGACGACCCCGAGCCAGACGUCUCGCGGUUCACGCUCCAUCCGGACCGGGACGCGGAGGAUGCGAGCGAGGUGAGGCGUUGGGCGAAGGAGACGCGCGAAGCGAUCGAGUUGCGCAGUCCGACCAGCGUCAAACUCACCGUCCAAGCGAUCCGUCAAGGGAGGAACUUGACUAUCGACGACGUGUUCAAGAUGGACGCGCGAAUCGCCGCCGCGUGUUGUUCGCCCGCCGUACACCCCGAUUUCCGACACGGCGUCACCGAGCUCCUCAUCAAGAAGAACAAGCCCGAAGUCCAGCGACCGGAGUGGCAGCCCGCGACGUUGAGCCAAGUGACGGACGACCACAUCCAAAAGACGUUCUUUGCCCACCCUCCGCCCUUCACCAACCCUCCCUUGCCGAAACUCAACCUCUCGCGUAUGCAGCGCGCGCAGGGCGCGUACCCGACUUACCGCGUCUCGCCUCAUGCGAAGUGGUUGUUGCCGACCGAGCGGGACGUGGAGAAGGUCGUCAAGGGCGAGGAUGCGGGGAGCGACGAGUAUGCGGUCACGAGGCAGGAGGUCGUCGAGAGACUUGUUGCGAGGUGGAGGGGUAAAGUUGGAGUGGCCGAGAAGGUCGAGGAGGUGUUGAGUCGCAAGACGGUCGUCGCUGAGCAGGACACGCUCAAGUGGGUGUCGUAG